Oryza sativa Japonica Group (Japanese rice) is the source of this 1952-nucleotide messenger RNA. RefSeq lists its product as uncharacterized. Gene Ontology annotation, molecular function: DNA-binding transcription factor activity. Lineage: Eukaryota; Viridiplantae; Streptophyta; Magnoliopsida; Poales; Poaceae. The record is from RefSeq and is a predicted model, not a curated record. Gene Ontology annotation, biological process: regulation of DNA-templated transcription.
UAAUUUGACUUUUCUCUCCCCCGUUUUCCUUCUCCAUUUAUCCGCUUCCGCCUCCCCUCUCUCCCUGAUGCACAGAUGAACCGCGUGCCCUAAUCCUCUCCGAGAUUAGUACCUAUCCGAGGAAAUCGAGGGUUGGAGCUUGGGAUUAAGAUUCCGCCUGUACGAAUCGAAGUGCGCGGCUGGAUCGAGGUUGAGCACGCCAUGAUGGCGAACGCGAGGUUUCAGAAGCAGGCAUUGCUGCCGCCGCGGAGCCCGUUCCCGGCGGCGGUGGGGGCGGCGCCGUCGCCGUCGCCGCACGCCGAGCUGGGCCCGAUCGCGCGGCCGCGGGACGCGCCCCACCGGCACGGCCACCAGCGCACGUCGUCGGAGAGCGUCCUCAUCGACGAGCAGCCGUCGUGGCUGGACGACCUGCUCGCCGAGCCCGAGGCGCCGGCGCGGCCGCACGGCCGCCCCGGCCACCGCAGGUCGUCCAGCGACUCCUUCACGCUGUUCGACGGCGGUGCCUCCGCCGCCGCGGCUGGCAUGUACGACAAUGUGUUCGAUGGAAUGAGGGGAAGAGGUGGAGGAGGACAGCAGGUUGGUUCUUGGGGUGCCGCACCGGAGUUCUUCCCGGAACAAAGCUCGUUUGGGCGGCCGCAAGGGCAGGGGGGCCGGCCAUGGGAUUCGAGACUGAUGCUCCGACAAGGUGGUGGUGGUGGCGGCGGCAUGCCGGUGCCGAUGAAUGGUGGCCAUCAUGGUCCACCAAGCGCAUUUGGUGAUCAUGGGCAUGGUUCUUUGCCGAAUGGGGUGGACAGGAAAGGCCCUGGAGAUUCAGCUCAUGAUCAGAGGAUGGGAGCAGAGAGGAAAGAGGGUGCACACCUAAGGCACUCCCAAUCGGAGGCAGACACCAAGCGAGCUAAACAGCAGUAUGCUCAGAGGUCUCGUGUUAGAAAGCUCCAGUACAUUGCAGAGCUCGAGAGAAGAGUUCAAGCUUUACAGACAGAGGGUGUAGAAGUUUCUGCUGAGAUGGAUUUUCUUGGUCAACAAAAUAUCAUGUUAGAUUUGGAGAAUAAAGCCUUGAAACAACGGCUUGAGAGUCUAUCUCAGGAACACCUAAUUAAACGCUUUCAACAGGAGAUGUUUGAACGGGAAAUUGGCCGUCUCAGAUCAUUGUUUCAGCAACAGCAACAGCAGCAGCACAUACCACAGCAGCAGGGUCCUACCCACAGUCGUAGUAACAGCAGAGACCUCGAUUCGCAAUUUGCAAACAUGUCUCUAAAACACGGCGAUCCCAACUCAGGGCGUGAUGCUGUUCCAGGCCUUCGCAUUUAGGAUUCUUUUCCCCCAGCUUAUGAUUCUGUGAGUUUCACAUAGCUUCGCUAUCCCUGUCAUACCACUAUUUGUGGUCAUUAGUUGCAUCAGGAGGGGAGCAGCGACGAUGAACCUGGAAUCACAUCCAAUGAUGAAUAGAGCUGGAAAGGCUUAGUAACUAUGGAUCCAAUCCUUAUUUCAUUCUGAAUGUGCACCUGACGGUCAUCCUCAUCUCAUAUCCAUUGUUUUGAUGCUAGACCAGUCGGAGGUGUUUAGGGUCUAUUUGCAGCUUGAAGCUUUUCUUGCUUCCUAGUCAGUUUGAAACAAGGUUCUAAUUCAUUCAUUCAGUCUUUGUUUCAUUUGUUAUUUCAAAUCCGCAUUAUUACACACCAUGUGUUGCUUCUAAUAGUUCGGCAGCCGGCACACAAGGACAUGAGCAGAAUGUGAGAAGUGUUGAGAUUAAUUGUCACGUCUUGGAGAACUGUAUGCAGCACAUCCAAUAAAAGCUUAGUGCUGUUGAAGCAUGUUGUAGUUCUCUCAUGUCUUUGAACUGUGUAUUGACUCCUGUAAUACCAAGUUAAUCGGAACGCAGUGUCAUAUCUGAUAAGGCACGCCGUGUUCAUAUGAAAAAUAAGCUGUUAUAUAUCUUUUUGGGCCUGGAA